AUGGUCAAGUCAGAUUUGGUAUUGUGUCAUCAUGAUUCCAAGAAGCCUAUCCGCUUAGCAUGCGACGCGUCACCGUAUGGAGUCGGCGCAGUUCUGUCCCAUAUCAUCGAUGGACAAGAAAGACCAAUAGCAUUCGCUUCUCGAUUCCACACUUACCUUUACGGAAGACAGUUUACGUUGGUUACGGAUUAUCAACCACUAGUAACCAUCUAUAGCCCAAACAAAGGCAUACCAGUGACCACAGCUACAAGACUACGGCGAUACGUUAUGUUUCUAUCAGGCUAUACUUACGACAUAGAUCAGUUUGAACAGUUACCAGUGACAAGCGCAACAAUCAGACGAGAGACAACAAGACACAAGACCUUAAGUAGAGUCUAUGAACAGACCAUGUCUGGAUGGUCAACUAAGCCAGAAGACAAGGUACUACUGGCGUACUACAAUCGUCGAGAUGAAAUCACAACGUAUCAGGGAUGUCUCAUGUGGGGAAUACGAGUAAUCAUUCCAGACACCCUAAGGAAACAAGUAUUGGAGGUCAUCCAUUCGACUCACCUAGGCGUAGUGAAAAUGAAAGCCCUCGCUAGAAGUCACAUCUGGUGGCCASGAAUCGACUCCGAAAUUGAACAGAUAACCAAAACCUGCUCUGGUUGUAACAAAGUACGAAACAACCCAACAAAGGUACCCAUCAACACGUGGGAAUGGCCAAGUUCACCUUGCGAACGCAUCCAUAUCGAUUUUGCUGGACCAUUUAUGAACAAACAGUUUUUGAUUAUUGUCGACGCACACUCCAAAUGGCCAGAGGUGUUCCCAAUGAACAAGAUCACAGCAACUAACAAGCACUAUUGA
Messenger RNA from Actinia tenebrosa (Australian red waratah sea anemone), 843 nucleotides. RefSeq lists its product as uncharacterized. The record is from RefSeq and is a predicted model, not a curated record. Lineage: Eukaryota; Metazoa; Cnidaria; Anthozoa; Actiniaria; Actiniidae.